AUGUUCCGCUCCUGCGGAAUGGCGCUCGCGCGCCCCGCGCGCCUCGCGCGCCCCGCGCGCCUCGCGCGCCCUCUAGCGCCCCCCGGUCCGCCUGGUGGCCGCGGUCGCGCCCCGCCCCCGGCCCCGCAGCGCCCCGUGCUGUGCCGCGGCCUGGCCACGUACGAGAACCUCCUGAAGGGCUGCUCGCCGGAGAACAAGGAGGACGUCGCGCGCGUCCUGGAGAUCGCGGAGCGCGCCGCAGAGCGCUGGGCGGUGGCGUCGACCGACUUCUUCUACCCGCCGGUCGUCGCGGAGGCGAUGGCGGCGAUCAAGCAGAUGGCCGGCGUCGCCGCCUUCCCCUGGGGCGGCUACGAGGGCGCGGAGCGCUGCCGGCUGGUGUGCGGGCACCCUGACCUGAUCGACGCCCUGGAGCUCGCGCCGGCCGAGUGCGAGGAGGUCGCGGCGGUGGAGUGCGAGGGCAACUUCCUGUUCGACGCGGCCUCGCACCGGGACUUCCUCGGGUCGUGUCUCGGCACGGGCAUCGAGCGCGGCACCGUGGGGGACAUUGCGGUGCUGGGCGAGAAGGGCGCGCAGAUCCUGACGACGCCCGAGAUCGCCGGCCACCUCGAGCAGGCGCUGCUGCGCGUGCGCAGCGUGCCGGUGACGACGCGGAUCGUCCCGCUGUCGGACCUGCGCAUCCCGCCCAAGCGCACCAAGGAGGUGCGGACGACGGAGGCGUCGCUGCGCGUGGACGCGGUGGCGAGCAGCGGGUUCGGGAUGGGGCGGAGCAAGAUGGCGGACCUGGUCAAGGCGGGGGACGUGCGGGUGAACUGGAUCGAGUGCAAGAAGGCGGCGGCAGUGGUGGCGGAGGGCGACACCAUCUCGGUGACGGGCAAGGGGCGGUGCGAGGUGAAGAGCGUCGCGGAGACGGCCAAGGGACGGUACGCCGUCGUGCUCGUGCGGUACAUCUGA
This is a messenger RNA of Pedinophyceae sp. YPF-701, 951 nucleotides long. The record is from the annotation of a GenBank genome assembly. NCBI's taxonomy places the organism in Eukaryota, Viridiplantae, Chlorophyta, Pedinophyceae.